ACUACCGUUGUCCCUGGUGGAACGACACUCGGGAAUGGAGCAAGUAAAAGAUUGUGYCGUAGUGGUUGUCUAAGAAAAAAGGUUAGUAAUCUCUGAGCCUCUAUAAAUGUAAGGGAGGAACCUUAAUAGAUGUCACCAAAACUCCUAGACUGAUUUCUUGGGUUUAUAUUUUUAGAUGGACGGUGGCGCGGGACGUCGCGACAACGUUGACGAUGGGAGGAACGAUAUUCAGGAAUUGGSACGGGUCAUUCGGCAGUCGCAGCGAGAGCCCUACCCCAAGAUUGAUGUYMMAUUGUUCGAUGGGAAUCAUGCCUCUUCUUKGGCAGAYAAGUUUGAGCAACUCRGGUAUAGCAACGAAUGGACGGAUGAGAAGAUGCUUCGCAUGGUAAAAAGGUACUGUCAGGUGGGGUACSGAGACGAGAUCGAUGAGCUGGUGCAGAUCUCUCGCRAUUGGUCAGAUUUUAAGGCGCGGUUGUUGGAGAAGUAUCAGCUCAGCGAUCGGUUGCUCGACCUGCAGGAUUUGAGGGYGGUGGAUCGUMAAAAGUUUGGUACAAYCAAACAAUUUUUAUCGGAGUUUGAGCGUGUGGCUCGCCUAAUCCCGGAUUUGUCCGACAAAGAUCGCUGCCUCAUCUUCCUUGAUAACUUCAACGACKUYGAAYAGUCGAAAUUGGUUGAAGGGAUGCAAGGGAGGUAUGACUGGACUAAGGUCCGGCRGAAUGCGYUGGUGGGGAAGUUCGACGAUAUCCUCYACCGGCUGUUGAGGCAGCAAAAGGAGCAGCGGGAAAAGGUGAMGCUGGGAGAAGUAAAGGACGGUGAAAUUUACAAAACUUUGACUUGCAUGAGAGAAAUGAUGGAGGGCAUGAAGGAGGAAAGGCUGAAGCUUCAAGUUAUGUUGGCCAAARGGAAAAAUAGUAAGAGGAAGGGGAAAGAGCCGACGAAAKAAGAAAGUGACAGUGAGAGCGAGGAAGAAAAGGAGCCGCCUCGCAAGUUGACAAAGGCGGAGAGGAAGAUUGGACAGCAGGAGUAYUCGGCACUUGUGUAUGAUGGAGCYGAGAUGAACAUCAUUCGUGAGCGCCAUGCCAUCGAAGCUGGGUUGAAGAUCAACCGAGAUGACUAUGGGUUUUUGGUGGGAGCUAGUGGAUCAACUCCAUUUUGUGGAACAGCCAGUGGCGUUCUCGUCACGAUCGGAAAGGUCAAGGUCCGUUCGUAUUUCUACAUGKUACCUAGAGUGGAACACGAGGUGGUUCUGGGAAGGGCAYUCCUAUGUCGAUYGGAGAGCAUCAUCAUUAACAAGCAUGAUGGAACCAUGUUUGUAAUCCUUURUGAUCCUGUCUGCGGUUAUUAUGAAGUGGUCAAGUGUGYGAACACUGGACCCYAUUGCUCGUGGAACCGGYUGAACCCGGAWUCCUAUAGCUUCCCGGAGUCAGAAAAGUUGAGAYGGGAGAAGGAAUCGUUAGGGGAGGAGCCGAAUGCUCGUGAGUUCUCGCUGACCCUGCCUGAUAUUGGGCAGGCAAUCGAUUUUGUGUCGACACAUGCGGCGAUUGAUCCAAAUGUGGUGCAAGCCUUGACGGAAAUCAUCACGGACACCGGAAGUGUAGGAACUAUGCGCCUCGUUUACUCCCCGUCGGAGGGGAAUAAGGGAGAAGAUCAGGAAUYGCCCUYCACCCGACAYGGUCYUUUUUUAGAGGACGCAGGCUUGACACCGGCAYCAAACGCGGAUCAGGCAGAAAAAUCAGUUCCAGUCGAUGCCUUUCUGAAGGAAGAGGAGGCGCGAUUGAGUAUUAACACUCUUGCCUACCUGACUGAUGCAGCCACUCGCCAUGGGAAAUCGAUAUGGAAUGCUCCUGCCUUUCACGAGGUACGUACAGAACUCGUGGUGGAGGAACCUUUCAUCGACGAGGAUCCAUGGGGCGAGCAGACCGCAGAGGAAAUGAUGAGGCUGGCUUUGACCGGUGACAUCGACCUUAUGCUUGAUCCGCUAACGAUUGAACAGGGCCAUACGCGGGCUGAUGACGCUUUCCAGAUCGUUGGAAGGAUGUCAUAUAUCAUGAAUUUGUUGGUUCACGAGGAUCGCCUGAGGAUAAUGAAUGYGGAGGAAGGAGGCGGUGAGGUCAAAGAAGCGUUUAAGGAAAAGGAGUACGAAGGGGAAUAUAAGAAAAUAGGCAUGUGGUUGAAUGGGGAAUUGGGCGAAAGUGAGGUUGAUCCGGUUGUGCGAGAGAAAAGCAAAGGAUUCGUUUUUCGUGACGGUCAUCUCUUUAAGAAGUUUGCUGAUGGUGUCCCAAAGAGGGUGGUAUGAGGGAUCUCUCGGCAGUUGGAUGUAAUUGCUGCCCUGCAUGAUGGGAUACCCGGCGGACACAGAUCUGCGCGGGUAACUUUGAACAAGAUCCAACGUCUUUAUUUUUGUGAAGGGAUGAGCAAGAUGGUGAUUGACUUUUGUAAAUCUUGUUUCCCUUGCCAGCAGAGGUCUAACAUCCGCUACCUCGAGCCCCUGAAUCCAUGUUAUGUGGCAGAACCAGGUGCGGUGGUGCAUUUGGAUCUUUUGGGAAUGUCACCUGGGAUAAAUGGGUACAGAUACA
Molecule: messenger RNA, 2576 nt
Organism: Chara braunii
Lineage: Eukaryota; Viridiplantae; Streptophyta; Charophyceae; Charales; Characeae
Source: the annotation of a GenBank genome assembly